This is a messenger RNA of Darwinula stevensoni, 4881 nucleotides long. The record is from the annotation of a GenBank genome assembly. Lineage: Eukaryota; Metazoa; Arthropoda; Ostracoda; Podocopida; Darwinulidae.
AUGCAAAAUGCCCACAGGAGUGAAUCUUCAACACCUGAUAUAUCUCAGAACCCCAGUCCAUCUCUAGAGCAAGACAGCCAUCCAAGUCAAUCUCCCGAACCAAUUCAUGUUAGCCUCCAGUCACAAUCUGAAGGAGCUGUGGAUAUUUUCUGCAAUGGCUCUGAACUACCCACUGCUCGCCGUCCAUUGCCUCAGCUUAUACCUCUGCAGGGUGAGCAUCAGGAACAAGAAGAGUCUCAUAUUGCUGAGACCACAGUUGAGUUGAAAGAAAUGGAUGAACAUGAAGCAUGUGAGAAGCCUGUAGAGUCUUGUGAUCCUGCAACUUCAUCACUUUUUGACAAUCUUCACAGUGUUUUCUCCAGUUUUGGUGAUACAACAUGCAAGCAAUGUGGCCAUGAAUCAAAAACUAUGUCAGAAGCUGUCAUGCAUAUGCGAACUCAUACCUCUGGCACCAGUGCCUCUCAUCGAUCAAUUUUUCGUGGAACAAGGUGUCAAUAUUGCCGACAUCGGUGCAAGACAGGCCAAGAUCUCAUCAAUCACGAAGCUGUGUGUGACAUGAACAAGGACCGGGUGAUGGAUGAUGUAGAAACUGAGUCCAUGCCAGAGGAUAGGGAAGUUGCUGGGCAGGAAUUUCAGUCCAGGCCUAUUCCUCUUAUUGGAGAUGUCUUUGAUGAUGGGGAAGGAAUGCAUCGCUUUGGAUACUUUCAAGAUGAGAAAGAACAGGAGUACAUUAGUACUAGUGAAGGAGGUACUCAGAGAAGAUUGAGGAGAGUCUAUCAGUGCCCUUUCUGCAAGUUUUGGGCUUCCACUGCCUCCAGAUUUCAUGUACAUAUGGUAGGCCAUUUAAACAAGAAACCAUUUGAAUGUUCCAUCUGCUUCUACAAGUCCAAUUGGAGAUGGGAUGUUACAAAACAUAUCAAGAUUAGAGCCCAGAGGGACAGAAGUCACAGGGCCGGCUGUGUGGUGCUGACAGAUGAAUCUGGAAUAAAAAACUAUAACAAAUAUGAGAAGUAUGCCACAUUCAUUGAAGCCCGGGAGGGAGAUGGUGAUACCAGUGAUUCAAGAAAAAACAAAGAUUCUGUUGAGGGGAUGAUGGGUAUGGAUGGAGACUCAAAUAAUAGUAGUGCAUUGGAUGAAGUUGCUGUUGUUGACCUAGAAGAAAGUGAUGCCCAGAGUGAUAAAGCCAAGGGAUCUUUUGGCACUGGUCAUUCCUGUUCAACAGAUGUAUCAGAGAUAAAUCAAGAGAAGCAUACCCUCUGGAAGUGCAAGAAGUGUGACUUCAGGAUGAAGCACAGUGGUAAGAUCGUCGUGAUAAAGAACAAACCAGACAAGCAAAGUCCUUUCUUGGGUGGAGAUGAUUAUGAUGGUAUCCAAAAUCAAAAGGGAGAUAUGUCACAAUCAAGUUCUCAACAUCAUUCUGACUCUGAAGGUUCUCAGGAAGCAAAUCCUAGGCAGGAUUCCUGGAUCUGCAGUUUCUGUCCCUUUGCUGCAAAAACUACUAGUGAGCUGGAGGCCCACAUGGAGAAGCAUGUCAUUAGACCCGAGGCUACCUACAAAUGUGUCUUCUGUCCAUCCUUUGUCACAGGAAAGAAAGCCUUGUGUCAUCACUUGGAGACUCAUGGAGUGCAGAACCCUAAAGAGUUUCUAGAGAAUAGACUGGAGAAUCAAAUGAAGGAUAUGACUGUUGUGGGAGUACACGGACAAGGGGAAUUAUUAGAAGCUCAGGCAAGCACUGCAGGGAAAGAUGAGAAGAGGCGAAAUGGGGACUCUAGGAAGGCACCAUUUCCAUACAAGAAAUGGCAUUGCUCUGCAUGUCCAUAUGUGACUGGGAGCAAGACCCAGUUCAUGUACCACAAGCAAUUUCACCGACCAAGAGUGGGGACAUUGAAAUGCAGCCAAUGUUCAUAUAAUGUGACUCGGCGCCACCUUCUCCAUCAGCAUCUCAAAGUCCAUGACAUGAAACCUGAAAGGUAUGGUGAAGUGGACCACAGUCAAGAAGUGGCUGAUCAAGAUGGUGAUGAAGAGGAAGAUGAGGAAGGGCAAGAUGAGGCAGUAGACGACCAAGAUGUCCUCUUGGAUGAUGAGAAUUCUUCCAGUUUGACACCAUCAUCUCCCAUGUCUCGCAUGGAGGGAGAUUCAGGUACUGAGGAUAGGAAUGAUGACAUCCCGUUGGUUUGGGUCUCUCGCAAGAACAAGUUCAUGAAAAUGUACAAGUGCCGCUUCUGCCCACAUGUCAAUAUGCGCAAAUGUAAUAUCCAAGAGCAUGAGAAGAUGCAUAGUCGUGGUAAGCUCAGUGGAGAUGUCUACAAGUGCAAGCUGUGCAGUUAUGUGUGUGUUAAUGCAGGAGUCAUGGCUGUUCACAUGAAUGUUCAUCGAAACAAACUAGGGAAAGUCCACAGGAAAGUUGAUCUCUCAAAAAGUGAUGAGGAGCAGAUUGAAGAGCUGGCACGUAACAAGGAACCCUCAACACCUCAAAAACAUGACCCUAAAGUGUCAAUAGGCAAAGCCCUGAUGUUCUUCUGCCAGUCAUGCCCUGCCCGUUUCAAAAGCCAACGUGAUAUUCUAAUCCAUGAGAAGUUGCAUAUUGGAACAAGGGAAUUCAAUUGUCAUUUUUGCAGUUACAGUGUAAAUCAAAGGUCCACACUUGCAAGUCAUGCUAAGGUGCAUUCAGAGGAGUACAAGCAAAAGACAUUACUCCUUUUGACAGUUUGCCCUGUCUCCCCUGCAUAUCCUGUGAAGAAAGAAAUUUAUCCUGAUUCUCCAAGUGGAGAGAUUUUCCAGACUGAAGUGAAUCAUGAUCAGGACCCAGUUCUCAUUCAAAGAGAGCGUGCCUAUCAUUGUUCAAAAUGCCCUGCUCGGUUCUUCAAGUGGAAGACUUUAAGAUCCCACAAUGCCCUCCAUGGAUGUGACAAGCCAUUCAAGUGUGAUCUCUGUGAUUAUGCUGUUACCACAGUGGGAAACCUUGCCAGGCAUUUUGUGCUUCAUCAUGGCAUUGAAAGACGAAAGCCCAUCCAGAUAGACCCUGAGAAGGGUGAUGAUGGUUUGGAAGCUGUUCCCUUCUAUUAUCCAUUAGCUUCUGUAAAGGGGAAAAUGCUGGUCACAAGGUAUCGCUGUCCAAAGUGCCCCACAGCUGUCCAGAAGAGAGAUCAGUACCAAAUCCACAUGAGUUUGCAUGGAGCCAAAAACAAGUACACUUGCAGUCGUUGUGACUAUUCUGUGAAGCAUUAUGCUAACCAUCUGGCCCAUGUGAAGAGGCAUGAGCAUCAUGACAUGAUGGUGCGAAUUAAAGGCAAGGAGGCAUCUCAUGGAGGAGCAUUGGUGAAAGUGGAGUCACCAAAUCCACCUUCACCACCACGAAUGGAUGAAGUCAUUGAACCAAUUGAAGAGGACAAGAAAGACUACCCCUUGACCCUGCCUGAGAAGCAGCAUAUCAUGCUCCAGAGAAUCAUGAAGGACAGCUAUAUAGCCAAUGAUGAGAAGAAGUACCACAUGUGUGCUCACUGUCCUUAUUCCUCAACAAAAAGGGAUCACCUGAAAAGCCAUGAAUUACGCCACAAGACUGCAAUAGAGGAUGUAAAUUCCAUCAAGUGCCCACAUUGCAAUUACAAUGCUCCUAUUCAUCAUUAUGUCAAGGAACACACAAAAAUUCACUUCAGGAAUGGCCGCAAAGUAUGCAGACCAGAUUCCUUCCUGACCUUGGAUAAAUUUGAAAUUUGGAGCAUUGAACAAGAUGAUGGCAGAGGAGACCCAGAAUUUCUAGCAAAGCUUCUAUCAGGGGGCCAUAACCAUAAGAGCCAGCCUACCAAGAUAUUCUCACCGACAGAGCCACUAUCAGCAGAGGGGGAUGAAGAAAUUUCAGAAGCAGAAUGGAAGUACAUUGAUGUGAAGAAGGGCAUGAUGAUGGGCGAAAGCUCUUCAGGAACAUCCCCACGGGAUGAAGAUGAUACUGAAGAUACUGACUGCAUGAAUGUAAGUUUGGAAGAUCGAGAGGAAAUGGAAACUGCUGAUUGCACCCACUCGAGUGAACAACCACAUGAAGAGGGGUAGACUCAAGUCUUGGCAGAGUACUUGGAUGGGUCUUUGUCAUAUUCUUGACUAAAUCAUCCAGGAUUGGUGAGAAAAUUUGCUGUGAUGUACCCUAUCUUUGAAACUGUCCUUUUCCCUUUACAUUGAUGAAGAUUCUAAUGGACUAGAGAAUAUGCAAGGAAAAUUCCAUUUGGCUGCUCAACAAAACUGUCAAAGCAUUGUCUGGAACCCUCCACGUCUGACUAUUCCAUAUGGGUUCCCAUAUAUGUAUAUCUUUGUCCUUGUGCACAAUGAUGGAAUAUUUCCUUGAUGUGGUGUCCUGACCUAUCAGAGAUUUUCAAGCUCUACAUCUAAUGUGCUGAAGGAUCUCCACUAAUUUUUCAACUCCUAGCAUUCAUGUUUGACCAUCAAGACUUACCUUGACUGCUUGAAAGCUAGUGUGAAGUUGUAUCAAAAGUCACCUGAUUUGGGUGGCCACUGGUUUUUCUUAUUUUUUUGCAAGUAGCACUGGUUCCUCAUGUGUUUGAACAGCCAUUCAUGCCUGGUAUUGCUGGACUGUAUUUUUAAAUUAUUGAGAGGCAUAAUUUUAUAAUGGCACCUGUUUGUUUGGUGGUGUUUUUGUUGUAUAUAUUUUUUUUUCCUGAGGAAAAAAAAAGUGGGCUGUACUUGUAAAGUGUUGAAAUUGUUGUAUAGAUUGGUGAACUUCAUUAUCUGUAUUCAUCAUGAGUAUGAAAAUUUGUUCAGUGGGACAGUACAUUGCUGAGAUGAUUAUCUAGGAUAUCCCUUUUUAUGAUGCACCAUGGCUGUAAAAAAAAAAAAGGAAUUUUUUGAAAAUGAAGUUGUGACAUCCUGUUA